Molecule: messenger RNA, 450 nt
Organism: Cetraspora pellucida
Lineage: Eukaryota; Fungi; Glomeromycota; Glomeromycetes; Diversisporales; Gigasporaceae
Source: the annotation of a GenBank genome assembly
AUGAUUGAAGGUGUUAGCAGACUAGAGAAAGCAAGUAAUCCCAAAACGCCCAAUUACGAGAACAUUAGAUUCAGCUAUAUAUCACCAGAACAAAUUCCUAGUGUGAAAUCAUUUUCAUCUGAAAGGAGCACUGUAAUCAUUUUUGAGGAUAAGUACCAUCAUGUACCAAUUAUUAUUCAUGAAAACAUCUUCCUUUUAGUAACAUAUAAUGGGGGAAGCAGUUAUCAAGAUGUCUCCAAGAUAGCUAGCCGAUAUAUUGAUAAUGUAAAGGGUGCAUUUAUAGUUAUUAACAGCUACCUCUACAAAGGUGAAUUUGUUGUAUUUGAUCUUAGCAGGUUGGAGAAUGAUAUGCUUACAAUUCGACUAAGGUUUGAUACUCCAUUAAACCUGCAAAAAGAGAUAGAGGUGAGGCAGAAGCGUAAGGAAAAAAGUGCCUCACUUAAUAAAUAG